Molecule: messenger RNA, 1452 nt
Organism: Eruca vesicaria subsp. sativa (arugula)
Lineage: Eukaryota; Viridiplantae; Streptophyta; Magnoliopsida; Brassicales; Brassicaceae
Source: the annotation of a GenBank genome assembly
UUCCUCCAUAACAUUGACGGGACCGAUUUAUUUCUAUUGGGCCAAUACGGGGCCAUACAAUUGUUAUAGUUUUGGAUUUUAUUUUUAUUUUAGUGUUAAGAAAACGAAGAGAUAGAGAGAGGUGUAAAAUAUUAAAGCUGCAACGGUAACCAGAGAAAGCCACGUGCUGUGCACAUCAACCGCAUAUCUGGCUGAUGUAACGUUAAUUCCAACGGUUACAUUCCUUCUUCUCCUUCCCUUUUUUCUCUCUAACCAACAAACACCACACUCUCUCUGUAUAUCCUCUUCUCUCUAAUGGAGCCUGCUCAGAUUGACUGGAACCGAAUAGAUUCUCGUUUUGUUGAAGACGUCUUCUACGAAAACCUCCGAGCUCCCAAAUGGUUCGACUUCUUGUCCCCUAACAACCAUUUACAAGAAGACUCCAUUGAUGACGACGACGCUUGGUUCUGCAAACCUGAUUGUAAUCAUCCCAAGAGACCUGAGGACUUCCUCUUAACGCCCAACUCUUCCAAGUUGAAACAGACUCCAGGAGUUACAGAACAGAAUCAGAGGAGAAGAGGAGAUAGUGAAAAUCAUGAUCCAAACUUAGUAGCAACGCCUUCUUCAAGCCAACAAGCAAAUAAAUCAUGGCGAGGAGUACUAAAAUCAACUUCGGUUAAGAAGAUGAGUAAAGAGACACCAAAACUAAAGAGCACACAAUCCGCUAGGAAUCUGUUUCCAGGGAGAGACGUAUUUGGACAUAUCUCUGAGUUGUGCUAUGAGUUGAAGAGAUUUGCCACAAGGGUAGUAACUGAGAGAGAAGAUGCUACUGUGAAGUCUCAAGUGAAGGAGACUCAUCAUCAAGUUCAUGAGUUGGAAUUGAAAAAGGAAAGAAAGCCAUUGCUUGAAGUAAGCAAAGACAAAGAGAAGGUUCAUGAAUCAACGGAUAAUAAAGGAAACACAUUUAAAGAGAUUCGUAGAAGAAAGAAGAGAGUGGAUGAUGCAGAGAACAUUCCCGUUUCUCUUAAUGUGGAGACUGUAGAUAAGAUGAAAGGAGAGAAGUGUAGAAGAAAGAAGCCAGUGGUUGAUGCAGAGAACAUUCCUCCUACACCUCUAAAACUGGGGGAUGUAAAGAGCAACAAAGGACACGAGAGGUUGCUUCAGAUCAGAACAAACCCACCAUCUCCUCAAUGCUUCUCAGAGAAUAAGACAGCUUCUUUGAAGGCCUUGAAGACCAGACCAACGGAAAAAGAGAAAGAAACAGCAGCAGAGGAGAAGAGAAGAGACAUCAUCAACAAGGAGGGAGGAGGGAAGGGUUUGGACGUUCUCUGGUUCUUUAAGCCUUGCACAAUGGCCAACUAAAAACCAAUUCUUUUCUAUUCAUUUUUUUUUAAUUUAAUUUCAUUAUAUUUCAACUUGUAACUAACAAGAAGAUGAUGAUCUUGCUCAUAUACAACAUGUAAUUCAUACAAU